UGAGAGAUUGACAGAUUAUGUUGGCCUACAGAACCAUUUCUUCUGCUUCAGUAUGGCAUUUGCGUACCGUAUUGAUGUCCCUCUCACAUAUAAAUAAAUGAAUAAAGUCCGGUGGAAGCUUGCACUCAUGCGUUAUAUGAUGUAUGGUGUUAAUAUCUGCCGGGUGUGUAUAUGUGUUCAUAAGGGCCAGAGUCACUGUGAGGGUCCUUGUUUGCUGUGUUCAUAGUGGGAAUCACCAUGGCAACUGCACUAGCAGCGCCGUGUGAAGUGGAGAGGGAGUGCUUGAGUGUGUGAGGAUGAGAGGGUGUCAUCAACAGUGAGACACAAAGAAAAUGAGAGAAGUAAAACCUAACACAAAAUGGAAGGACAGAAAAUUUUUAACAGGUUAAAGUCACAGAAUCAAUUACUUCUCGUUUUUAAAUGGCUGACCGGCUGAUUCAGAAGACGAGAACUGCAAACUGGAGCACAUGCAUCUCAGCUCCGCAAGCAAGAGAAUUUAGCGGAGGCAACAGAGGACGAGUCCUCGGAAAGGAUUACGAUAUCUUGAGCCAGAUUAAUUUUUUACUAAUAACUUGAACUUCCUAGUGGUCUUUAAACACCCUGUAUUUAAUUGACAGCAUCUGUCAGUUUUGUAGUUCUUAACGUAUUUGGGGUGCAACAAUUUGCUUUUGUUUCCUGGUUUCUUUUCUUUUUCUAUUUACGAGAAGAUUGUUGGAGUGAAAGGACUUUUUUCCCCAUCCUUAUCCCUUUUGGCUCAAUUAGUCUAGUUAUCUUUCCGUUUAUUGCUUAAACACGAAUCCUUGUUAGAGUUAAGAAGAAGAAAUUACUUCAUAAAUGGAAUUUUCCCAACGGGAAAACUAACUGGAAUUUGUUGAGACCUUGACAAACAUUCUUUUGUGUAUCGGGAGUGUCCGUGUCCUUGAGGUUUGGAGCUUUGUUGAAAUCAUUCCGUGGAAGGAACUGAGACGCUUCACACAAACUCCUCUAACUCGCUGACCUCUCGUAAGGACUCAAGUAGAACAUUACAAGAUUGUUCUUGGGAAAUGGGAUCUGAAAAGGACUCUGAAUCACCCCACUCCUCUGUUAGCGGCAUUCCCAAUCCGAAAUGCCGUGGGCCGGGCAAGAAGCAAGGAAGGAUCUCUUUUCAUAGUCUCUUCCAUAGCAAACGUGGAUCCAGGGGGAACAAGGCUAAUGUGGGAACUCCUCUUGCGCAACAGCUGCACCAACAGCAACAACUCCAGCAACAGCAGCUUCUCCAGCCCCCCACACCUACCAAUGUUUCAUCAGACCCUUCUACGGCAGACCCAGCUGAACCUUUGUCCGCUAGCCAGGCCUCUCUGGGAGGUCAAGAACUCCUAGAGUGUCCCCUGUGCCUGGUGCGGCAACCUGCAGAGCAGCUUCCUGAGCUCCUGGGAUGCAGCCACCGGUCUUGCCUGUGCUGUCUAAGGCAGUACUUGCGUAUCGAGAUCACGGAGAGCCGAGUGCAGCUCAGCUGUCCGGAGUGCGCCGAACGACUUGCCCCAAGGCAGGUGGCCCUCAUCCUGGAUGAUCCCAGCCUGAUGGAGAAGUAUGAAGAGUUCCUGCUGCGCCGCUGCCUGGCAUCAGACCCUGAUUGCAGAUGGUGUCCAGCUCCAGACUGUGGGUUCGCAGUCAUUGCCUCUGGAUGUGCCAGCUGCCCCAGACUGGUGUGUCGAAGAGAAGGGUGUGGUGCUGAGUUCUGUUACCACUGCAAGCAAGUUUGGCAUCCUAACCAGACCUGUGACUCGGCCCGCCAGCAGAGGGCGCUGUCCUUGAGAACGCACAGUAACCAUUCACCCAGCUACACAGCCGAGCAGGGACACACUGAUGACAUCAAGCCUUGCCCCCGAUGCGGUGCCUACAUCAUCAAGAUGAAUGACGGCAGCUGUAAUCACAUGACCUGUGCUGUGUGCGGCUGUGAGUUCUGCUGGCUCUGUAUGAAGGAGAUUUCAGACCUGCACUACCUCAGUCCAUCAGGUUGUACGUUCUGGGGAAAGAAGCCAUGGAGUCGCAAGAAGAAGAUUCUGUGGCAGCUGGGCACUUUGAUUGGUGCACCGGUGGGCAUCACUCUAAUCGCUGGCAUCGCAGUUCCUGCUAUGGUUAUCGGCAUUCCUGUUUACAUUGGACGCAAGAUCCACUCGCACUACGAGGGCAAGAAAACGUCCCAUCACAGGAGGAAUCUCGCUAUCACUGGUGGUGUGGCUCUGUCAAUCAUCACGGCUCCAGUCAUCGCUGCGGUCAGCGUGGGCAUUGGCGUCCCCAUCAUGUUGGCAUAUGUGUAUGGUGUUGUGCCUAUCUCUCUGUGCCGCGGCGGGGGCUGCGGGGUGAGCCGGGGGAAAGGGCGAGGUGUUAGGAUAGACUUUGAUGAGGAUGACGGGCCUAUUACAGUUGCUGAUGCAUGGCGAGCUCUGAAGUCUCCCAGCCUGGGCGAGAGCAGUUUGGAGGGAGGAGCCAGCGGCCUCAGCACCACCUCUCCCAGCGAGGGCUUGUCCGUCGCCCCAGGGGGUCUGGGAGACACGCCCCACUUCAACACACUUGCAGGAGGAGCGCUUGGUGCGAGGACAGGAAAAUACAGCAGGCUGGAGGUGCAGGCGGCAGAGCUGGGAAAGGAAGGUGCUGGAAGGGAGACGGGCAGCUUGGGAGCGGCCAGUGACUGUGCCAGCACUAGGGGCAUGGCAGGAUCAAUCACUUCCUCUUACACCUUACCUGACAGAGAGGGCACUAACCUUGAGAUCCAGGUGGACAUUGAAACGAAACCAAGCCAUCUGUGUCUAACCACUGAAGAGGAUCUGGCUCCGCCCACUGCUGCCAUGGCUCCCGGCUCAGGGGAGGAGCCUCAGGACUGCAGCUCCCACAGGAGCAGGGUUGUCAUGGAUUCCCCUCUGGGCCUAUCGCCUGGGAUGUCACUCAGGGAGGGUCUCCGAGACGUCACCCUCGCUCAGCCGGAAAGCAUCCGCAGCGACCUAGAGAUGUCCGACACGCAGUCGGACGACAUCGCAGAGCUAACGUCCGACGACUGCGACUCGCCCCACCCCAAGAGCUGCCACGCCGCUCCCCCGCCGCAGACCACCUGCAGAGCCUUGAACCCCACCGACAGCCUGCACUGUCCCGACAAUGUCAUUCUGUACGUGUGAGAGAGACUCUCGCCAUUGCACAAAGCCAACCGUUUCUGAGCUUUUGACGCUUUACCUGUUCAUUUGCUGCUUUUUGUAAUUAUUAAAACACCUUAAUGGCAUCCAGACAACUCAUGGAACUGAACUCAUCGCUCUGCUCGACUGUCCCGUCUGGUUAUUACAGACACGGACAGGUCCUCUACCUCUUCAGAAAUUCAUACUGUUAUUCAUUGGUUGGUGUUUACUUCUCAGUGCGGAAAUGCCUUGAUCAAAAAAAGCGCUGAAUCGGUACUAUCGCGACCAGAAGAAUUUCCUUAGAAAACAAACAGACAAAUAAUGUGAAAUGUCGCCAAGCACAUGUAUAUGUGAGAGGCUUUCGAGUGGAUUGUAUAUGGAUGACACAUUACAGUAUUGUUUGUAUGUUUGUUUUACCCGUUUUUAAUAUUGACCUGGAAAUUGUAUGAUUCGCCGCAUGCUCAUUCGCAUGCUAGUAUUGUUUUGGUCGCGCUGGCCCGGUUUGCACAGAAGAAUACACACACUUCAGAGUGAGAGUAAGGUCAGUGCAAUGGGAGACUGAUCCGAACUUCACUAGCAGACAGUUUCACCUGAAUCACUGACUGCCUGCCUUACAGACAGAGCACAUGCACUCCGAUCCCUUACACUGUCUGUGACUCACUGACAACACUGUUUGUGC
Sinocyclocheilus rhinocerous is the source of this 3825-nucleotide messenger RNA. It is a transcript of the gene rnf19b, whose product is annotated as ring finger protein 19B. Lineage: Eukaryota; Metazoa; Chordata; Actinopteri; Cypriniformes; Cyprinidae. The record is from RefSeq and is a predicted model, not a curated record. Gene Ontology annotation, molecular function: zinc ion binding; ubiquitin-protein transferase activity. Gene Ontology annotation, biological process: protein ubiquitination. The coding region runs from base 1044 to 3152 and encodes 702 amino acids. The transcript is spliced from 10 exons.